Molecule: messenger RNA, 447 nt
Organism: Sitophilus oryzae (rice weevil)
Lineage: Eukaryota; Metazoa; Arthropoda; Insecta; Coleoptera; Curculionidae
Product: M-phase phosphoprotein 6-like
Exons: 2
Coding region: 1-447 (148 amino acids)
Biological process (GO): maturation of 5.8S rRNA
Source: RefSeq, a predicted model, not a curated record
AUGGACUUGAAAAAAUUAAAGAUGUCUAAAGAAAUUAAGCUUUCCAAGUCCAUCUUAGAGAUGAAAUUUAUGAAAAAGACGAAAGAAAAAGUGGAUAAAGCUGAAGAAGAUGCGGAAGGGCAGGCUAUGUAUUCGAACGAGAUUACAGAAGAAAUGAAGAAAAGUGGCAAUAUUAUAUUUAGACCGGCCAGUAUAACGAUAUGUAAACGAUUAGUGGAGGGCAGGCUUUCGUUUGGAGGUAUGAAUCCAGAAAUCGAAAAACUAAUGGCGACUGAUUAUAAGAAAAUCGUCGUUGAAGUGGAGAAACGCAAAGAAAAAGACAUUACCGAUGAAGAAAUGGCACAAAGACAUUCCACAGUCGUUAAUACGAUCAGCAACAAGUUUAAAAAGAAAAGAAAUAGGAAUAAGAAGUUUCAGAAACCUCCUACAAAUGAACCUUUAAUAUAA